This is a messenger RNA of Drosophila subobscura, 1398 nucleotides long. It is a transcript of the gene ben, whose product is annotated as ubiquitin-conjugating enzyme E2 N. The transcript is spliced from 3 exons. The record is from RefSeq and is a predicted model, not a curated record. Bases 296 to 751 code for a protein of 151 amino acids. Lineage: Eukaryota; Metazoa; Arthropoda; Insecta; Diptera; Drosophilidae.
CACGCAUACGCGCACACAGCAGCAACGUCUACAAUUUUUUUUCAAGUGUGUUCGACAUUCAUAAUUUUUUGUGGUGGAGCUAGCUGCCAGAAACAAAAAGAAAUAUUAACCAAAUUGACCAAAAAGGCCGUCUAAAUCGACCAAGCUUAUUGUUGGCAAGAAAACGUAUCUCGAGAACCCUAACACACACACAGAGGAGCACAUCUUUAAGGAAGGUGAGUAUCAGAGACGCAGCCUAGCAGAAGGAAGCCACCUAGAAGAAGCUGGAAAAAGUUGAAGGAAAGCAGAAGAGAAAAUGUCGAGUCUGCCACGCCGUAUAAUCAAGGAGACACAGCGCCUGAUGCAGGAGCCGGUGCCUGGGAUUAAUGCCAUUCCCGAUGAGAACAAUGCUCGCUAUUUCCAUGUGAUCGUCACCGGACCCAAUGACUCUCCCUUCGAGGGUGGCGUCUUCAAGCUGGAACUCUUUCUGCCCGAGGACUAUCCGAUGUCGGCACCAAAGGUGCGCUUCAUAACGAAAAUCUAUCAUCCCAAUAUCGAUCGCUUGGGUCGCAUCUGCUUGGAUGUGCUCAAGGACAAGUGGAGUCCAGCGCUGCAGAUUCGCACGAUCCUGUUGUCGAUUCAGGCUCUGCUCAGUGCACCCAAUCCCGAUGAUCCCCUGGCGAACGAUGUGGCCGAACUCUGGAAGGUCAAUGAGGCGGAGGCCAUACGCAAUGCCCGCGAGUGGACCCAGAAGUAUGCUGUCGAAGACUGAAUCCAUGUCAUCGCCGGCGCCUUAUCAUAGGCAACGUCAACGUGUGCCAGAAAUGGAAAGUUGUUUUUUUUUAUUUUUGUUUUCAUCGAUUAUUCUGUGGAUAUAUCGAUCCGAAUGUUUCUUUGAGCAUCGAUUUGACAGCUUAACUUGAUCAAGUUUUCAAUUUUAGUUUUAAUUUAUGAGGUCUGAGUGCAGGCGUUAAAUUAUUUUGAACUUUUUUUAUGAUGAAAUUAGAUUGAAAAAAAAAAACAUUUAUGUGUUAAGCUUCAAUUUUUUUAAUUUUUAACAGUUCCUUUGACCAAAUUUACUUAAUUUUAAUUUCGUUCCAUUUCGAUCAAUUAUGGUUUGACCCUUGAGCUUUGCCUGGGUUGUGUCUGAGUCCCCUUUGAUAAGCAGAUGAUUUUACUUGAACACUUUUUUAACCAAACAAGAAGCCUUAAAGCUAUUAGUAAUUUUUGAAAAAAAAACCAACAACAAAAUCACAAAAAAAUCGAUAAAAAUUCAUAAAUAAAUACAUACAAUAUAUAUUUAUACAAAAAAAAGAAAAGAUAAACAAAAAACUAACGUAGUGGCUUGAAUUUGUGAACGUUUCAAGAGCAGUUCUCAAUGAAAAAAUUAUGUACAGUAAUUAAUACAUUUUUUCCACC